This is a messenger RNA of Glycine soja, 3196 nucleotides long. Its product is annotated as protein CHROMATIN REMODELING 35-like. The coding region runs from base 195 to 2846 and encodes 883 amino acids. Lineage: Eukaryota; Viridiplantae; Streptophyta; Magnoliopsida; Fabales; Fabaceae. The record is from RefSeq and is a predicted model, not a curated record. The transcript has 7 exons. Gene Ontology annotation, biological process: gene silencing by siRNA-directed DNA methylation. Gene Ontology annotation, molecular function: ATP-dependent chromatin remodeler activity; ATP binding.
UCCGUCAUUUCUUCAAUGUUUUUCGCGAAACGUUACAAAGCGAAAACCCAAGACCUUCACUCUCACUCUCACUCUCAAAGAACAGAAUCAUCAAAUUUCUGAACGCUUUCGCUCUUAAUUCUCAAACCCAUUUCAUCUCUUCAAUUGCUUCCUCACUCGCAUAGUUUAUUCAAUUCAUUCAUUGAUAGUUAUCGAUGGAGUCCGCUGAUGAUGUAUCUGCUUCUAAACGCCCCCUACCAACCGGAUUUUCCCCUGGCCCUGAUGGACCGAAAAGACUGAGGUUAUCUAGUGAUAGCCUGCCAUACCCAGCAUGUGACCAAAUUGAACCAAAGACACCUAAGAUUCCAAAUGUUGUUGACUACAGCAAUCCAUUUGCAAUAACUGAUAUUUUAGAUCGUUUAGAGAAUGGAAAGUUUGGAAGUGUCACAAAGGACAUAGAGGCCCUUAUAGCCCUAAAAAUGCAAAUAAUGGGCCCUUACUUUGCAAAAUAUCCCAUACUUGUUAAUCAAUUAUUGAAAGUGGUAACGCAUCACGAUGAAGAAACUCCCAAGUUGGAAAAUCAACAAGUUACUGGUUUGACACAUCAAAGUGUCAUAGAUUUGGAGGGGGAAUACACUGAAAAGGAUGUUCCUGCAGUACCAAAUACUGUUGUGAUUAUUGAUUCAGAUGAGGAAGAUGAUAGAGAUAAAAAAUCUGUCAUUCCAUUUCAUGAAGUUGUGUUGCCAAGAAAAGUUGCACCAUCUCCUGCAUUGAAGGUGAUUGGGUAUCACACUUACCUGGGAGAAAGCAACGAUCUAAAAAUUGAGAUAAAUAUGGCUGAUAAAGGUAAUAACACUAGGAGCAAUAAAGGUGUUUAUGUUGGUGUACAGGGAGAGGAAGAAGAUAAGGCUGAUACUGAGGAUGAUGGUCUACAAGAUAUUUGGAAGGAGAUGUCAAUGGCAAUAGAAUGUUCCAAAGAUGUUUCUGAGGAUCCUGAGCCGGAAGAAGAAGAGGAGGAAGAUGAUAAUUGUGAUCAUUCUUUUGUCUUAAAAGAUGAUCUUGGCUAUGUUUGUCGCGUUUGUGGGGUUAUUGACCGAAAAAUUGAAACCAUAUUUGAGUUUCAGUACAAGGUUAAACGGAGCACAAGAACUUAUGCAUCUGAUUCAUGGAAUUCCAAAGGAAAAGCAGAUGUAUUUGGAAUUAAUGUUGCUGAAGAUGACCUCGUAGUAACUGAUAUCGCAGCACAUCCCAGACACAUGAAACAGAUGAAACCCCAUCAAGUUGAAGGAUUCAAUUUUCUUGUUAGAAAUCUUGCGGGUGACCAUCCUGGUGGGUGCAUCUUAGCCCAUGCUCCUGGAUCUGGGAAAACAUUCAUGAUAAUCAGUUUCAUGCAAAGUUUUCUAGGCAAGUAUCCUAAUGCAAGACCUUUAGUGGUGCUUCCUAAGGGAAUAUUGUCAACAUGGAAAAAGGAGUUUCAAACAUGGCAAGUUGAGGACAUACCUUUAUAUGACCUUUACACAGUGAAGGCAGACAGUAGAAGUCAACAACUAGAAGUGUUGAAGCAAUGGAUGGAGCAGAAGAGUAUCCUUUUCUUAGGAUACAAACAGUUCUCCUCUAUUGUUUGUGAUAACGGGACCAACAACACAUCUUUAUCUUGCCAGGAGAUUUUACUCAAGAUUCCUACGAUUCUUAUCUUAGAUGAGGGACACAAUCCUAGGAAUGAAAAUACUGAUAUGGUACAGUCACUUGCCAAAGUUCAAACGGCUAGAAAAGUUGUACUAUCAGGAACCCUUUAUCAAAAUCAUGUCAGGGAGGUAUUCAACAUUUUAAAUCUCGUUCGACCAAAAUUUUUGAAGAUGGAAACAUCAAGGCCGAUUGUGAGGCGCAUUCAUAGUAGAGUUCACAUACCUGGGGUGAGAAGCUUCUAUGAUUUAGUAGAAAACACUUUGCAGAAGGACACUGAUUUUAAAAGGAAAAUAGCUGUUAUACAAGAUUUGCGGGAGAUGACGAGCAAGGUACUUCACUAUUAUAAAGGAGAUUUUCUUGAUGAGCUUCCCGGUCUUGUUGAUUUUACUGUGGUGCUCACUCUUAGCCCUAGACAGAAGCCUGAAAUUCAGAAAUUAAAAAAGCUAUCUAGAAGAAAGUUCAAGAUAAAUUCUGUAGGCAGUGCUGUCUAUCUUCACCCCAAACUUAAACCACUAGCAGAAAAUUGUGGUGAAAAUUCUACAUCUGAUAAUAUAAUGGAUGAUUUGAUAGAGAAACUAGACAUGAGAGAUGGUGUGAAGUCAAAAUUCUAUUACAACAUGCUAAAUCUGUGUGAAUCAGCAGGGGAGAAGCUUCUAGUUUUCAGUCAGUAUCUGUUACCUUUGAAAUAUUUAGAAAGGUUGACUAUGAAAUGGAAAGGCUGGAGUCUUGGAAGAGAAAUUUUUGUAAUCUCAGGAGAAUCAAGCUCUGAGCAACGAGAAUGGUCCAUGGAAAAAUUUAACAAUUCUCCUGAUGCCAGAGUCUUCUUUGGCUCAAUCAAGGCAUGUGGAGAGGGUAUAUCAUUGGUUGGGGCUUCUCGAAUAAUUAUUUUGGACGUUCAUCUCAAUCCAUCAGUUACACGUCAAGCUAUAGGUCGUGCAUUCAGACCUGGCCAGAUGAAGAAGGUGUUUGUGUAUCGUUUGGUAUCUGCUGAUUCUCCGGAAGAGGAAGAUCACAAUACUUGUUUCAAGAAGGAAUUAAUUUCAAAAAUGUGGUUUGAAUGGAAUGAGUACUGCGGUGAUCGAGCUUUUGAAGUUGAGGCAGUUGAGGUGAAAGAGUGUGGUGAUCUAUUUCUUGAAAGUCCACUUUUAGGGGAGGAUGUAAAAGCUUUGUAUAAAAGGUGAUCAAGAGAAUCAGAGUCUGCUUAUCCAUAUUACAGAUCGAGAGAAUCAGAGUUGACUUCUGCAAGCUUGGAAUCCUCUCUCCUUUAUCUCCAUGUCUUGUACCUAAAUUUCAUAUAUAUCAGCUUUAGUGCUAUACUUCAUGGGCAUUAUUUUUGCUGUUACACUAUAUUACUAUACUGAGAUAUAACAGGUUCCAUCUAGAUACUUCUGCUUUAUAAAGUCUAUGAAUUAGCACAAUGAACUGUGUACAUAUAUAUGGCAAAAGACACGCUAUGUUAUUGAUGCUGAUUGGUUCAAGUGGUUCAUUGGAAUAUCACAUAUAGUGAUCGAGUGAGAUCCUUGGAAUAUCA